ACAAGUGGUAGGAACCCAAACAAGUCGCACUACCAUGAUUUGGCCCGAUUUAAAGGUUUCCCUGUUCAUGGACAAGUGAAUGCGGAUGGAGUUUUGCUAUGUGGCAUGGGAUGUUAUUUGCCAUGAUCUGAUCGAUCUUCUCAGCGAGUUUUUCCUGGAGAUCGAGUAAACAUGCAUUAGUAUGACUUGUAUUCUCUCUGUUUCAUGCUCCUCGUUUCAAUUCAUAAUCUAAAAAUCCCCGGGCAUCCACUCGACAAGAUUUAGUGGCUCUCAGAUGUUCGAUGGCACCUUUGGAUAGCUUUUUCUUAAAAGAUUCAGCUCAGCAUGCCCUUCAGACCUUUUCGUCAGCCGUGGCCUGUGCACUUCGAUGUCGAAUGAUGGCUGCUUCCUUCUGCAGAAGUGGGGUUUCGAGAUUAACGCCGAAGAAUGUGGCAUUGGCUUUCAGAAAUCCAUCCAACAGGUAUUAUGCUAAUUUCUUUAGAAAGCCAUCCGACUCUUGAGAAUUGAUACAUGUUAUUCUCCUCACCUUUGACUGAAUGAUCCAACCUGUAAGGACAAGCUCACGAGACUCAACUAUGUAUACGGAGUCUCUGUUCUCUCCCCGACGAAGAACAGCUCCUCCCAUUGGGUAGAGAUACGUGAAGCAGAGAGCUCUUCAAAUAGAUGAAACAAAUUCUAUUUGUUUUAUCCGUUCAACACAGGUGUUUGUACAUAUAGAUAACAGAGACAGUGCAGAAGGGAUUGAUUAUUUCUCGAUGCAUGGUUCACGUGAAAUGGUGAUGCUGUCGGAUUAAAGCUAGAACAAGGCACUGAGAAGUAGGUAGGGGCAUCUCAAUAGUAUUUGCUUGUUCUAUUGCAUAACCUGUGAUGGUGAGCAUGCCAGUAAAAGCUGUGAAGAUUCUAACUUCUGUGUUGCCUUCUUUUUCCUAAUAAUUUUUCCUUGGUUGGAACAUUUCGACCUCUGUCUUCUAACCCCUCGUCAGAAGGUAUGUGAAUCAUGUGAUGAGUUGAAUGGGGUAAAAGAGUCUCAUGAAUCUCUCUCUUUUUCUACUGUUCUUUUGCUUUCUUGAUUUCCUCAGAAAGAAAGUUACAGCUACCCUGGACCAGAAUUCAGCUAUCCAUUCAUCAUUCCUGUAGCAGGCUGAGCCAGAUGUGGAAGAAGAAAGGAAUAACUCGGUUGUUAAUACGACUCAAUGAAUCACCCCAUUAGACUUGCCUCAUAAAUGACUCUUUUUCCGAGGCAGAGUCCAAAUUUGUGCCAUGAGGGUGGCAGAACGAAGGCAACGACCAAACUCGUCACCUGAAACUAGCAGAAGAGAAGGAAGCUGCAUGUUAACGAGCACUUCCCUUGAUCUCUCUUCUUCUCUUCGCAGCAGGUGAAGAUGGGUUCCAAACUGAAGCUGGUUCGGAAUGUCAACCAUGCGCGAAGAUUCAGGUUCCUGGUGCUCAUGGCUGGAUGCUUCGUAGUCACGAUGGCCUUCUUGGUGGCGUCUAAACCUCAAACACCUGUUCAUUACAACUCCGGUUUUAGGACAUGGCUGCCACCUCCGCAGUCGGGUGACGAUGUGGUGAACGGCGAUAAUAAUGGGAUACAGGGGAUUCAUUCAGCUCUUUCUGAAAAGGAAGAUGCACUAAAUUCUCAGGCAUUGGGUGAAGUAGAGAAAGAAGAGAAACAAGUACCACAUGUAGCAGAGAGCAACAUUGAGAAAGAGAAGAGUUUCCAGAGAGAAGAGAAUGCCAUUGUUGUUGAGUCAACUCCGAAGGAAGAAGCAAGCAUCCAUGAACUAACAGGUACAAUUCAGAUUCCAGAGAGGAAGCCACUGUGUGAUGUUUCAGACCAACGAGUGGAUGUCUGUGAAAUGUAUGGAGAUAUCAGGAUUCCCGGGAACUCUUCGUCUGUCAUAUUCAUGGAACCAUCCAACGCAGAGCCGAAAGAGCUUUGGCAAGUUCAUCCUUAUCCUCGCAAGGGAGACGAGGCCUGUCUCGCCGGAGUCAGGGAACUUACGGUCAAAGCAAGCAGUGAAUCCCCCAAGUGCACCUUCCACCACGAUGUCCCGGCUAUCGUCUUCUCCGUCGGGGGAUACACCGGCAACCUCUUCCAUGACUUCACCGACCUGCUAGUUCCUCUCUUCCUGACCGCACGCCAAUUUGAUGGGGAGGUCCGGUUCGUGGUGACCGACUUCAAGAGAUGGUGGAUCGCCAAGUACCUUCCCGUGCUUCAGCGGCUAUCCAAGUACCCGGUGAUCGACCACGACAAGGACGACGAAGUGCAUUGUUUCAAGCAGGUAAUCGUUGGCCUACGCGCCCACAAGGAGUUCCACAUCGACCCUGCCAGAGCCCCUAAUGGCUAUACCAUGAUCGACUUCACCAAAUUCAUGAGGCGCGUCUUCUCUGUUGGCCGAGAGACAUUGAACUGCAUCGAGGAUCUCUCCGCCAGGAAGCCGAGGCUGCUGAUCAUCGCGAGGAAGCGAUCGCGAGCCUUCACAAACGUCGACGAGAUAGUGGCAGCGGCGGAGGAGUUGGGGUACGAGGUGGUGGUCGGCGAAGCUGAUGCGGGGACCAACUUAGCUCGGUUCGCGCAGAUCGUGAACUCCUGCGACGUGAUGAUGGGGGUGCACGGCGCAGGACUCACCAACUUUGUGUUCCUGCCGCUGAAUGCCACGGUGAUACAGAUAGUUCCAUGGGGUGGAUUGGAAUGGAUUGCCGUGCUAGAUUUCGGGAACCCUGCCAAGGAGAUGGGUCUCAACUACGUACAGUACAGUAUAUCCAUAGAAGAGAGUACUCUUUCGGAGCAGUACCCGAAAGACCACCCUGCGUUCACGGAUCCCAUGUCCUUCCACAAACGUGGGUUUCAUGUCGUGAGGUCUACGUUCAUGAAGAACCAGAAUGUGAAGCUCGAUGUCAGCAGGUUCAGAGAUGUCCUGUGGAAAGCGCUCGAGCAUAUGAUGCAGUAGCUGCAGAAUGAAGGCGUUUCUUCUUCUCC
Molecule: messenger RNA, 2983 nt
Organism: Musa acuminata subsp. malaccensis (wild Malaysian banana)
Lineage: Eukaryota; Viridiplantae; Streptophyta; Magnoliopsida; Zingiberales; Musaceae
Source: RefSeq, a predicted model, not a curated record